Messenger RNA from Tauraco erythrolophus (red-crested turaco), 2025 nucleotides. NCBI's taxonomy places the organism in Eukaryota, Metazoa, Chordata, Aves, Musophagiformes, Musophagidae. The record is from RefSeq and is a predicted model, not a curated record.
GUUAAAGAACUGAACCAUUAUUUGGAAGCUGAGAAGUCAAAAACAGACUUAGAGAUGUAUGUGGCUGUUCUCAACACACAAAAAUCAGUCCUGCAAGAAGAUGCAGAGAAGUUGCGGAAAGAACUGCAUGAAGUCUGCCAUCUCUUAGAGCAAGAGCGACAACAGCACAACCAGCUGAAACACACAUGGCAAAAAGCCAAUGACCAGUUCUUGGAGUCUCAGCGUUUGCUGAUGAGGGACAUGCAACGUAUGGAAAUUGUUCUGACCUCUGAGCAGCUCCGACAAGUAGAAGAACUGAAAAAAAAGGAUCAGGAAGAAGAUGAUCAGCAAAGGCUUAGCAAGAGAAAGGAGCAGAAGCAAAAACAUUCAGACGAUGAAGCGAAAGCUCCGUGUUCUGUGGCCCAUGAGGAAACCCCUACCCAGCUCUCUAGCGAAGAGGUGCAUGUAAAUAGCACCCAUGGCUCAGUCCAUUCGUUGGAUGCAGACUUGCUUCUUUCUUCUGGCGAAUCUUUCAAUAAAUCGGAUAAUGAUAUGUUUAAAGAUGGACUACGGAGAGCACAGUCAACAGACAGUCUGGGGACAUCUGGAUCUUUACAGUCCAAAGCUUUAGGAUACAACAACAAAGCAAAAUCUGCUGGGAACCUGGAUGAGUCAGAUUUUGGACCACUUGUUGGAGCAGAUUCAGUGUCUGAGAACUUUGAUACCGCUUCCCUUGGGUCUCUGCAAAUGCCAAGUGGGUUCAUGUUAACCAAAGAUCAGGAAAAAGCAAUCAAAGCAAUGACACCAGAGCAAGAAGAGACUGCUUCACUUCUUUCCAGUGUUACACAAGGAGCAGAAAGCGCUUAUGUGUCUCCUAGUGGUUACCGCCUGGUUAGCGAGACGGAGUGGAACCUGCUGCAGAAGGAGGUGCAGAAUGCAGGCAACAAGCUGGGUAGACGCUGUGAUAUGUGCUCAAAUUAUGAGAAGCAGUUGCAAGGUAUCCAGAUUCAGGAGGCUGAGACAAGAGACCAGGUGAAAAAGCUGCAGGUGAUGCUGAGGCAGGCUAAUGACCAGCUGGAAAAGACAAUGAAAGAUAAACAGGAAUUGGAGGAUUACAUGAAAAAAAGUGCUGAGGACUCUUCUGAUCAGAUCUCUUUACUUAUGGCUAAAUGUCAAAAGUCGGAGAACUUCCUCGGCGAACUGCAGCAGUCGUUUUUGCAAGCAAAGAGGAAUGUCCAGGAGCAAAUGGCUGUCCUGACACAGUCAAGGGAGCAGGUUUCAGAAGAGUUGGUGAGACUGCAAAAAGAUAAUGAGAGUCUUCAAGGAAAACAUAGCUUGCAUGUGUCUUUACAGCAAGCAGAAGACUUCAUUCUACCAGAAGCAGCAGAGGAGCUCCGUGAGCUGAUUUUAAAAUAUCGUGAAGACAUAAUUAGUGUGCGGACAGCAGCAGAUCACCUUGAGGAGAAACUGAAGGCGGAGAUUUUAUUCUUAAAAGAACAGAUUCAAGCUGAACAGUAUUUGAAGGAAAAUAUAGAAGAAACUCUACAGCUGGAAAUAGAGAAUUGCAAAGAGGAAAUAGCUUCCAUUUCCAGUUUAAAAGCCGAACUGGAAAGAAUAAAAGUGGAAAAGGAACAGUUGGAAAGUUCUUCCCAGGAAAACCUGCAGCAACUGGAGAGCCUGCAGGAAACAAAAAGCGCUCUGGAGGAACAGCUGAAGAAGGAGACAGCAGCAAAGGCAAACCUUGAACAGCUGGUGUUUGAAGAGAAGAAUAAAGCUCAGCGGUUGCAGACUGAGUUAGAUGUCAGCGAGCAAGUGCAGAGAGAUUUUGUCAAGCUUUCUCAGACGCUUCAGCACCUGGUCGCUUUCAGGCUUGAAGGCCCACGUUGGGCAGGUCUCUACUUCCUUUAUGAUCUUUCUGUGAAAGUUUACGCUGCUUACGCACCUCCUCCAGUUCGCCAGGAGCAUGGUUUCGGUGACUGGUUCUUGGGCAAAAGAAAGAGUGAUGAUGAAGGCUUGCUUGAACCCCGCAGAAAGUGGCUUUUGAUU